Messenger RNA from Stereum hirsutum FP-91666 SS1, 2741 nucleotides. RefSeq lists its product as uncharacterized. The transcript is spliced from 7 exons. Lineage: Eukaryota; Fungi; Basidiomycota; Agaricomycetes; Russulales; Stereaceae. The record is from RefSeq and is a predicted model, not a curated record. Gene Ontology annotation, cellular component: spliceosomal complex; Prp19 complex. Gene Ontology annotation, biological process: mRNA splicing, via spliceosome. Bases 69 to 2600 code for a protein of 843 amino acids.
CAGAUUUCCCUCUCCUUCCCCGCAAGCACUAUUGGCUGGUCUGUCUGCUUCAUUUGCUGCACGGUACCAUGGUCCGCAUUAUCAUCAAAGGUGGCGUUUGGAAGAAUACGGAGGAUGAAGUUCUGAAGGCUGCUAUCGCGAAGUACGGCAAGAACCAAUGGGCCCGUAUCUCGUCUCUUCUGGUUCGAAAGACUCCGAAACAGUGCAAGGCUCGGUGGUAUGAGUGGUUGGACCCUUCCAUCAAGAAGACAGAAUGGUCAAAAGAAGAAGACGAGAAACUCCUCCACCUUGCCAAGCUCAUGCCCACCCAAUGGCGCACCAUAGCCCCCAUCGUCGGUCGCACAGCGACACAAUGUCUCGAACGCUACCAAAAGCUUCUCGACGAAGCUGAAGCAAAGGAGAACGAGGAGCUGGGGCUUGCUGGGCCUGGUGACGCGGGACCCGGAGUGGAUGAUGUGAGGAGGUUGAGACCAGGAGAGAUUGACCCCGACCCAGAGACGAAGCCAGCGAGGCCAGAUCCUAUUGACAUGGACGAAGAUGAGAAGGAGAUGUUGUCCGAAGCCCGUGCUCGUCUUGCCAACACUCAGGGUAAGAAGGCCAAGCGGAAAGCUAGAGAACGUCAAUUGGAAGAGGCUCGACGGUUGGCGGUCUUGCAAAAGAAGCGCGAGUUGAAGGCAGCGGGCAUCAUUAUGCGCCACAAGUCGAAGAAGAAGGGCAUGGACUACAACGCGGAUAUUCCCUUUGAGAAGAAACCCGCUCCAGGUUUCUACGACACCUCCGAGGAACAAGCUCGCAUCGCCUCCGCUCCCGUCGGCCAAACCUUGCGUCGCCUCGAAAACAAGCGCAAGCCAGAAGAAGAAGAGGCUGAGCGUAAGAAGCGGCAACGGAAGAACAAGGAGGGUGAAAAUGGUGGGCCCCAUCAGACAAAGUUCAUUGCCGCCAGGGACGCGCAAAUUCAGAAGUUGAAAGAGGCUGAGUCGAUCGGGAGACGGAGUAAAUUGGUGCUGCCGUCAGCGCAGGUUGGGGAGGCAGAGUUGGAAGAGAUUGUGAAGAUUGGGCAGGCGGAUCAGAAUGCGAAGGCGUUGAUGGGUGAGGGGGAUGACGCUAGUGGCCAAUUGCUGGGCGAGUAUGAAGGGUUUGAUAAGGCGAAGAUGGCCAGAACACCACGCACGGCUCCUCAGCAGGACAACAUCAUGUUGGAAGCGCGAAAUCUACGAAACAUGACCGUCGCUCAGACCCCACUCCUCGGCGACGAGAACACACCCAUGCAUGUCUCCGAAGCAGGGGGCACCGGCUUCGAAGGAGCCACACCUCGCCACCAAACCGCAUUCACCCCCAAUCCACUCACCACUCCUCUCAACCGCUCUCGAGACGUUGGAGCCACUCCCCGAACAGACGCUGGCGCUAGUGUUGCAGCGACACCCCUUCGUACACCCAUGCGCGACAAUCUGAGUAUCAACCCUGAGGACGGGACCUCGUUCGUUGGAGACACCCCUCGUGAGCAACGUAUGCGUGCGGCGUCAGCAAAGAGGUCACUCAAGGCUGGCUUCAUGAGCCUACCGAAACCGGAAAACAACUUCGAACUGCUCGUCCCAGAUGACGAAGAUGAGGAAGGUGCCCAGGCAGAUGGGAUGGUUCUUUCUGAGGAGGAUGCUGCUGAGCGAGACGCAAGGCUGAAGAAGAAGCGGGAAGAGGAAGAACGGAAAGCUCUCGCUCGUCGUUCCAUGCCCGUCCAACUCGGACUUCCUCGGCCACCGAACGUGGAUCUCGAUCAACUACUCAAAGACCUCAGUCUUGUACCCGCUGGCGAGUCGGAGUUAGAAAAGGCCCAGAGGCUCGUGGAUAUGGAGGUCGCACAGUUAUUACAGCAUGACUCAAUCGCACAUCCAGUGCCUGGGACUUCCACCCCAGGUGGCACACAGUCGACGUACGAGAUGCCCGAAGACGAGUAUAUUGCUGCUGCGAAAGAGGCCAUUCAGCUUGAGCUCGCGACUGCUGUAGGAUUCCCAGGCGCGCCUCCCGAACAAGUCAAGGACGGUGUUAUUGCUCUUUCGAAGGACGAGACGAUCAAUCCAAGUUCAUCCUGGGCAGCACUCAAAGAAGAACUUGCAUACGACACUUCGUCUGGCCGCUGGGUAGAAUCCUCUUCCCUGAGUCCAGAAGCCCGCAUUGCUGGAUAUUCCUCCCUCCUGGAAGAGCACCGUGCGACCAUGGGCCGUGAAGCAGCCCGCGCCGCCAAAGUCGAGAAGAAACUCGGUAUCACUCUCGGCGGGUACAUCAACCGCUCAACCGACCUUACCAAACGGCUCGCACAUGCAUUCGAGCAAUUCACCAACACGACGAUCGACCUCAAAUCGUUCGAACGCUUGAGAAUGAACGAGACCGCGGUCGGCCCGGCUAGGGUGAGCAAGUUGAGGGAGGAGGUAGAGGUGUUGGAGAGGAGAGAGCAGGGCUUGCAAUCGGUGUAUAAGGAGUUGGUGGAUGAGAAGGAGGAGCAUGAGAGGAGAGUCAGUACGUUGGAGGAGAGGGUCAUGGAGGAGGCGGAGAGGUUGAACGAGCAGGUUAUGGCGGAAUCUGAGGGAGUAAACGGGACGACAUGAUUCGGUGAUGUUGGCCUCUUGAGUUGAGGUACUAUCUGUUCUUUCUGUAUCUUGAGAACCUAGGAUUUAUGUUCACGUUUCAUGCAUGCACGUUGGGCCCGCACCUCUAACGGGCGAUUCGUGCCAGUGAUUGCAAAGGCC